AUGGAGCGCAUCAACAAUGAGACAAACGAAGUAGUCGCCAUCAAGGUCUUGAAUCUAGACACUGAAGAAGACGACGUGGCCGAUAUUCGAAAAGAAUUGAACUAUUUAUCACAGUUGAAACAUAGCGAAUCUCAAAACAUUACACGUUAUUAUGCGAGUUUCUUGCAUGGCACCAAACUGUGGAUCGUGAUGGAGUACGCGGCUGGUGGAAGUAUACGAGAAUUGAUGAGAGCUGGUCGAAUUGAAGAAAAGUAUAUUUCAGUGAUCACAAAAGAAGUGUUACAGGCGCUGAGUUACUUGCACAAAUGUAAAAUUAUUCAUCGUGAUAUCAAAGCGGCAAACAUACUAUUAACAGCCGAAGGCAAAGUACAACUAUGUGAUUUCGGAGUAGCCGGACAACUAACCGCCACCUCAUCGAAACGUACCUCAUUUGUCGGAACACCAUAUUGGAUGGCGCCAGAAGUUAUAACUGAAGGUGCUACAUAUGAUACAAAGGCAGAUAUAUGGUCACUAGGCAUUACCGUAUACGAGAUCGCAACCGGGAAUCCACCAUUCGCCGAUCAGAGUGCUCACAAAGCAAUCCAAUUGAUACCACGAUCACCGCCCGCACAAUUGGAAGGACCGUUUCAAGUGCCGAUCAAAGAGUUUGUGUCUAAAUGUCUUAAUGAGAGUCCUGAAGAGCGUCCAACAGCCGAUGAUUUAAUAAAGCAAAAGUUCAUAAAGAAUGCUUCGAAAUUGCCAAAUGGCCUAUUACGCGAUCUUAAAGUGCGCUACGAUAAUUGGAAGCAAGCAACCGGGUAUCGUCAUUCUUUUUCGGAUCCAUUUAGUACUCCAUCUAGUGAAAGCGACGGAUUUGACCUAGAAGAUGAUCGCCAACCUGAUGACGAUUAUGAUUGGGAGUUUGAUACGGUGCGAAGUAGCGUGAGCAGUUUCACAACCCACCGAAAAUCCCAAUCGACCGGCAGUCUCACAAGUAACCCCGACAGUACCUUUGCUUCUUCCCCUCUUGUUACUGCUGGAACUGGAGGAGCCACCGGAUCUUUACUAUCACCUGUACUCGAAUCAUCUGAUGAGCAACACAACGCCAGCAACGAUAGUCAACAACAAUCUUAUUUCACAGAUUCGGAAACACAAAACGAAAAAGACCACACAAUGCUCGCUAGAUCACGAAACUUGUCACUUGAGUUCCCGCCACAUCGACUACUUCAACUUUUUGAACCGGACACUUCAACGAAUAGUGAUAGUCAAUCAUUUAACGAUAAAAACAAUAACGUUAACAAUGGUAAUUACAACUAUAAUUACGGUUAUGGCAGUAACUACCCCGAUAGCAAUAAUAAUACGGAGCCAUCACCGACUUUUCUUAGCACUCCCACGAUUUCAAUACCGUCUGUUAGUGCAAUGAAUUCGAUGAUUUCUCCUGCCGCUCAAAUCGCUGAAGACCUUGCUUCUCGGACUAUUACAAAGUUUUCUUCUUCUAGUAGUAAUAAUAAUGAUCAGGACCCUCCUCCUUCAUCUACAUCGAACAAAAGUUUUGGUGCUACCUCGAGUCUAGUACGCUCCAAUAGCCUUUCAAGUGGCGUGAGGAGUAACAAUGACAAGAUUAAUAAUAAAGAUUUCCGACACGACUUUCAUAUCAAGGAUUUACCAAAACCCGAAAUAAAGUUUCCCCCUCCUCAAUCUGCUGACAACAAUAAUGGUAAUAAUUCCAAUAAUGGAAUGGGCACACCAAUCAGUCAAAAUUAUCCGUACUUGAAUAAUGGGCUAUUAUCACCGACGAUGGAUAUGGGAAAUCAGAAAGUGGAUCAACAACAACCACAGCCAUCACCCACAUUAUUAUCACCCACAUUUUCAUCACCUCCAAUUUCACCAAGUACGCAACAAAGAUCCAGUCCAAUGAAUGUACGAAGACCAACAAUCACGGGUGCAUCCGAAAUGUCUUCUUUCAACUUUCCUUCAAUAUCAUCUUCUUCGACUAUAGUUGGCAGUGAUAGUGGAAGUGGUAGUGGAUAUCAAUAUUCUUCUUCAUCACCCACACGAUCUGUUCUGGCGUCUUCCUCGCCGUCAACUUCAUUUACUCGUCCAUUACCCACACGACACAUGAGUUUCGACACACCAAAUGAUUCAUCCGCGAUAACUCGAACACCUUCAUCUGGCGAAUUAAUUCCAAUUCGUUUAAAACAUCAGCAGCAGCAAAAUGAUUCGAAUAAUAGUAAUGCUAAUAACGGUGGCAUUGUCAUUGGAGGCAGUAAUAAUAGCAGUAAUCUUCUUGUUCAUGGGACUAGGCAGCGAAGUGUUAGUGUUAAUAGUAGUAAUAUACAGGCUAGAUUUCAUACAAAGUUUCCCAUCCUUACUGAAGCAGAAAAAUCAACACAUUUACUCUCACCUUCUCCUACCGCCAACACUUCCACCGCUACCACCCAUUUUCCCUACCAGCAACCGGUAUCAUUAUCUCCAACACGAAAUAUAUUCGCAACCGAAACAACAAUAUUGAACGCAGGCCCUGAAAUUCGACCGCUGAAAAUGGACAACUAUCGCGCCACCAAGGAAGUCUGCGAGGACUUGUCGGUGGCCACGGAUGAUUUGAUCAGGUGGUUGGGACUUUUGGAUGCUGGGUUUGGGGAACUUUUAAAACGAUUUUAG
Messenger RNA from Ambispora gerdemannii, 2640 nucleotides. The record is from the annotation of a GenBank genome assembly. NCBI's taxonomy places the organism in Eukaryota, Fungi, Glomeromycota, Glomeromycetes, Archaeosporales, Ambisporaceae.